AUGGAGCUCCCUGAAGGCACGCUGCCACUUAAAGUCCUUCCUCUGGAGGGAGAGCAAGACUGCCGUCUUGGUCGACCAGCUGGCCCACUCUCAACAGAGCAAGAUCUAGAACUAGGUGCCCCAGGUCUGCCCCUAGUGGCAGAGGUUGGUCUUUCUGGUAGCGAUGUCCUUAGGUUUGGAGGCGCAUCAAGAGAGAAACCAGGCAUUUCAGAUGGUUUCCAUGGUCUUGAUUUGACAGUAGGAGAGCUGCCUCUUGAAGGUGUUGGUGCUGCUGUUUUCGCUGGUGAAGAACCUUUGGGCAUUGUAGAACCUGGUUUGGAGAUUGAGGACGAUCUAACUGGUGCAGCCAAGUUACCAUGCUGGGCCGAAGGGGCAGAAUGUCGCCUUGUUGGGGUUGAUGCCCUUGAUGUAGGCUUGCUUUGCGCUGGUAUGGAGGGUCUGGAUGAUGGUGUUGUUGACCUGGUAGCAGGUAUUGAUGACCUUGAAGUAGGUGUUGAUGACCUACUAGCAGGCGCGGAUACUCUGCCUGAAGGAGCUGAAGUCCUGCUAGCAGGGUCAACUGCCCUGCUUGAAGGGGUUGUUGACCUGGCUGACGGGAGUGUUGAUCUAGAAGUCGGUGUUGAUGAUCUUGGCGCAGAAGCUCCAGUUUUGGCAGGAACAGUUGUCCGGGAAGUGGGGGUCAAGAUCUUGAACCUUUGGAACUAG
Messenger RNA from Miscanthus lutarioriparius, 705 nucleotides. Lineage: Eukaryota; Viridiplantae; Streptophyta; Magnoliopsida; Poales; Poaceae. The record is from the annotation of a GenBank genome assembly.